GGGUCCUACCGCCGAGCGAGGAGUUUCAAUCUCGCGUGUGGUUGUCCAGCAGGUUGGAAGCAAGUGAGGGGAACCUGGUGUGGUUCAAGUGUCGGGAGGUCCUACAGGAUGCUUCGGUGGCAACGCAUGACGAAGCGCUCCACUACUAUGAGUCCUGGAAAUGGAGAGAUCCGAGUCGGAGAGGGGGGAGUGUAAGUCCAGGUGCACUCUGGCUGGGAAUGGGACUCAUUGUCCUAGAUCACGCAGGUCGUGGGACCGUUAACGAGCAGCAGGAGAUGCUCGACGAAUUUCCUCAGGAGCUUCCAAUGUCAGAUGAGCUAGCCGAGGCCGUCCAUUGGGCUUCCACUCAGGUCCCCUACGCUGAAGGCCGGGGCUUUGUGGAAGGGGAGGUGCAUCAAGGUAUCAGGCGAAGGUUUGGCUAUCGCCCAGAGACCAUUGGGGGUGCACUAGACCCCAGCCAUUUCCCCAGGCUGUAUGAGCAAGGAGUUACUCCAGAACGGUUCUUGGCAUUGAGAGAGCAAGUGUCCGGCCUCUCGUUCAUUCAGAGAAUCAUUGUGACUCGCGCCGUCACUGCUGGAGGCACAGUUGAUCCGCCGAGGAUGUCCCGUCGAGGAGACAGUGAGUUUGCUCAGGAGGUCGAACAGGCUGAGGCUGAGCAUCAGUUGCAGAGGGAGCGUGAGAAUGAGGACGACUCCGACGAAGGAGAAGAGUGGCUGGACGAAGGCAUUGUGGUUACAGACUGGGAAGACCUCGAAGGAGGACCAGUCAAGGAAGAUGCUGACUUCUUUGAGGUGCCAGCUGAAGGCAGCCGUCUACAUCAGGCACAAGCGUCGCCGCCGGGCGACCAAGUUGAGAUGUGUGAGUUGGUUGCCGCCGCUGUUCCUCUGGCCUUUGAUGAGACGGCAAGGGAAGAGCUUGACCGGAGGCAGCUUCGACUUCAGGCUUUGAUCAAAAGGGAGAGCAAUUUGCAUGUGCAAGCGGUUGUGUGUGACUCCGCCAAUGGUGGAGAGCGAGUGGAGUCCCUUCGCAGCGUUGCUCAGCAAGUGGAGCAGGCCACUCAGGACCUCCAACAGUCCUACGAUGAGGUGUUGCAGACCCACGUAGUCCCGAACGCUGUUGUGGAGCGUGAUCCCAGGGAGUGGAUUAGUCCGAUGAGGGAGGAGUAUGAAGGCUUGCAGAAGGCGGUGAAGCCUCUGGAUGAAGCCACACUGGAGCAGUGGCGCCGCGACGGAACCCCCUGCGAGGUCAUCCCUGCGAAGGUCAUUUUCAGCAUUAAGGCGCCAAAAGGAAGGCGAAAGGUGCGAUGUGUAUGCUGCGGGAACUUUGCACGAAGCGACCGGUGGUCGCGGGCCGACACCUACUCCGGAGGGAUUGACGCUGUCACCCUGCGUACACUGUUGCAGUUCGCAGGUCUACGGAAGCUGGAUCUAGGACAGCCGCAGACCCCAGACGGGGAGGACAAGGAAGGCUUCGAGGGCCGAGUGCAAAAAGCACAACAGCUCGGGGGAGAGCUGCUUUGGUUGUCUACCCACAGCAGAUGCGACCUUGCCUACUCUGUUUCAGUCAUCUCUGCUUGGAUGACCAAACACCCAGCAGCAGCCGUAGAGCGAGGCCUCAAGGUUUUGCGGUACCUCAAGGCCUACCCAGAGCUUUGUUUGAAAUAUGGGUCUGCCCCCAACGACAAGGGCCCCGAGGGAGUCCUUAAGGUCGAAAGGUCUGAGGACCUUGUGGAGGGAUAUAGCGAUGCCUCGUUUGCUCCCGAAAGCUCGCGCUCACAUGGGGCUUUCCUGACUGUAUGGGCCGGAGCCACGAUCAACUGGUGCAGCAAGAAGCAGGCCUACAUGACGAUGUCGACAUGCGAGUCGGAGCUUGGAGCCCUAAGUGAUUCGGGCCAGGCGGUUAUGUCCAUUUGCCCCCUGAUCAAUGAGUUUCUAGGGGGUCGUGCAAUGGUGCCGCCGAACGCUCUGCUGCAAGAGCAGAACAACCCUAUCUCGAGGGCACGAGUGGUGUUGUACACAGACAACACGGCUUCGGUAGCCGUGGUGUCUCUCCCAGGAGGGACGUGGCGUACACGCCACCUACGGAUAAAAGGGGCGUGGUUGCAAGAGCAGGUUGUUAGAGGUUGGAUAGUGACCCAUCUGCCUGGAGCAUCCCUGUGUGCCGAUGCCUUGACCAAGGCCCUCCCUCGCGAGAGGUUCCACCUACUCCUGCGAUUGUGUGAGCUCGCGACGCUUCCAAAGGAUCGAGUGGCCGCGAUUCGCAACACCGAGUCGCUGAGGCGAGCCCUGGCUGUGGUGAUUGUUGCCGCGUGUGCCCAAGGAGCGGCCGGACAACCCAACGACGAAGACGAGACCAGUGAAGUGUGGUGGUUUUGGGUCGUGAUGCUCAUUGUGGUAGUUUCGGUUUGGGAAGGGGUUAAGGUAGUGGUACGGCGGCUGGCCGUGAACACUACGACCCGGAGACAAGUCUCGCGAGGCACGCAGACGGAGAAUGGGAGCCAAGCUCGGGGGAGUCAAACGGAACCCGUUCAGACUGAGCGGGGAAGGGCGAUGCCACGUCCGGGAACAAGCCUCUGGUCGUAUGAGGACUACGCUGAAGCUACUCAGUUCGUGCAAUAUGGCGACGACGCGGCGGCUGCAUUCCCCGCGCGGGGUACCGUCCCCACUGAGAACUUCGGCGGCAUCGCCCUGUACCGUGGUUUGGAGUUUGUUUUGGCUCCACUGUGCACCACCUGGGUUGCCCCUGGGUGGCAACACGACUUCGUUGUCUUUUCCCCUUUUGAGAGGCAACUACAUCGCCAAGAACCGGCCAUGGGUGCGGGCAUUUCUUCAGCAAUGGGCCUCUCGGAAGGCAACAACCAAUCUAAGGUGGAGACCCUGGAGCUCUCCGGUGCCAGCCGGGUCCGAGAGCUUUACGGUGGGCUGGAAGCCAAGGUCUUCUUCGUACUUUCAGCGGAGAUUGGGGAGGUGGACAACCUCCAGCCCUACUGGAGCUUCGUGGAAGCAUCCAUGCGCGUCCUCGGACCACCGAGGAGGGGCAAGGGCUUCUACCAGGCAUCCUGUCUGCUUGCCAUCUGGCCUCGAAUGUUGCUCGGUAAGAGCUUCUUCGUCGACGAUGGUGUCUACCUGAACAAGCACGUGAGCUCUGUGGGGCCGGCCGUCAUGCAUCAUGGCAUCAAGGAUCCCCGGGACGUGGCGGAGGUGUACUUUUCCGACCUGACGCAGUGCAUCGUGAACCGCAGCGUUGUAGUGACUGCCCAGAAGAUGGGUCAGGAAGCGUUGAACCUGGCAGAAGGCUACAGCGGCCUCUACCCGCAGGGCCCAGGCUAUUCCAACACGGACGAAGAGUCGGCCCGCUACCAGCUAUUUAAGGCUACGCAGGAACGUGUGGAUCGCCUGAACAAGCUCAAUGGUGAGCCCGCCUUCGGCAUCACCUGGAUGGCUGAUCGUCGUGAGCAAGAGAAGUACACGAGGGGCUUUCGGAUGCCCAAGGACUUCGAGCCUCUUGCGCCGGUGCGAAACUUCUCCGAUGCCACGGCAAAGGCUGUUGACUGGCGCCUCACUGAGGCCGUGACGCCGAUCAAGAAUCAAGGUCAGUGCGGGUCCUGCUGGGCAUUUAGUGCAACUGAAGCCAUCGAGUCCCAGCUUAUCCUUGGCUCGGGUGGCAAAUACGACAUCUCACUGUCGCCCCAGCAGAUCACAAGCUGCGCUUGGAGCAAAGGAAAAUUCGGCUGCUUUGGCUGCGACGGGGGCUUCACAGAGGGUGCCUAUGAAUAUCUCAAGAAGGUGCCGGGCCUCGCCAACAGCUUCUACAUCCCGUACGCACAGAGCUUGACAGACUCCGACAAAACAGCCGCCUGCCCACAGCAUAAGGUGGAAACCAUGGAUGGACCCAACAAGCAGCUCACAGGUGGUUACGCUGCCGUGACAGGCUACAGCUAUGCUGUGAAGCCUUGCAUGAAGCGUGGGAGCAGCUGCAAAGAUCAGGACUUGAAGGGCUUGGCAGCUGCGUUGGAGGAAUCUCCCGUCUCGGUGUGCGUCAAUUCAGAAAACUGGGACGACUACACCAGUGGCGUCAUGUCGUCUGCCGCAUGUGGUGAGAUGGGCAGGGACUAUCUGGACCAUUGCGUGAUGGCCGUGGGCUUUAACGCGACGGCUCCCAAACCUUAUUGGAUCGUUCGCAACAGCUGGGCCUCGACUUGGGGGAUGCAGGGCUACAUUUACCUGGAGAUGGCCAAGAACACUUGCGGUGUCGCCGAUGAUGCCACGAUCCCCCACGUCAAGGUGGAUCUCCCGGAGGCAGAGGCCAAGGAGGUCGCAGAGAAGCGCGCGGAGAUGUUCCGCCGCGCCACGAAGGCGGCCGUGCCGGCCGGCCCGGUGCAAGUCGUGGUGGCCAACUUCACCUGCGAGCCUUUGGCCCCUGACGUGGUGCUGGGAUCUCUGAGCUUCGUGCAGGAAGCUUCAGAGACGCAGGCGACGAGGCGCGUCAGGCGGCACGCCGCCCUGGCUGUGGGUGCCGAUGGCACAGCUCGGGCUCUGCAUGAGGAG
Messenger RNA from Symbiodinium necroappetens, 4547 nucleotides. The record is from the annotation of a GenBank genome assembly. NCBI's taxonomy places the organism in Eukaryota, Dinophyceae, Suessiales, Symbiodiniaceae.